Molecule: messenger RNA, 1860 nt
Organism: Besnoitia besnoiti
Lineage: Eukaryota; Apicomplexa; Conoidasida; Eucoccidiorida; Sarcocystidae
Exons: 4
Coding region: 1-1860 (619 amino acids)
Source: RefSeq, a predicted model, not a curated record
AUGGACGUCGGCGUGAACCCCCUCCUCGCGGACAGGGCAAGGCGGCGGCGCUCUCUUCCCGCGUCUCCGCGGAUGAUGGGCGUCAGCGCGUUUUUUUUCUUCUCGCUCGUCUGGUUGCCUCUGCUCGGCGCGCGCGUCGCCGACGCCGCGCCUUCGAGCCCGUCGCAGACUGCGAACGCCGCGCAGUGCCCAGCCGCUGCGCCGUCCACGUUUUCCCCGCCCCCGUCGUCCUGUUCGCGGCUGACUCCCUAUCUCCCGCCGCCGGGGAAGGCUCGGCGCGCGCGCCCGCGAGUUCAGAUUUUCUUUCCACCGCCCAAGCCUCGAGAGCGCGUCUCGCCGCUCGCCUUCUGGCUGCAUCUCGCGCUUUUGCUUCUCGCGUGCCUCGGCGCCGCCGCGACGCUUCUCUCCUUGCUAGUGGAGCGGCGGCGGCUGUGGGCAGUCGCGGAGUCUCUUCUGCCCCCUGUCGCGCUCUGGCGCAGGGCCCGCCGGAAGCUGCAGCAGCGCCUCCGCCGCCUGGCGUGCGUCUACGAAGAGCGCCGCGAACGCCGAAUCAAAACGAUCACGCAGUUGCUCUUUGCCGUGGAGGUUCACAACAAGCAGAAACAACGCGAGUGUGCCUUGAACAUCGAGGCGACUGAGCGAGAGCUGGAGACGCUGAGCAAAAGAUUCCUGGCAGUCCGCGCACGCUUGGCGUUUGGAGCGCAGUGCGCGGCCCUAGGGCGGGCGUGCUGCGCGUGGCUGGGCGCGUGUGGAAGCGCGUCCGCGAGCGCGUCCUCUGCGUCGUUUGUCCUGCUGCCGGAGGACUCGGAGUGGGCCUCGUCGGGUUCCUCUGAGCCCGAGCGCGAGGAGGACGAGGACGGCGCGUCGACGGUGAUCUCCUCGCUGACGAUUGAUUCGCUGCUGCAUGCGCGCAUCUCGGCGUGCGCGCAGACGCGCGCCGCCGGCGAGAGCACCCGCCGCGCCGAGCGCGCGCGAAGCGGAGACGAUUCCGACGGUCAGGGCGGUGAAGGCCGCGAGAGCUUUGUGUGGAAGGCGCUUUGGGGGCACAGCGUGGCGCGCGAGGACGGCUUGGGGGAGGGGCAAAGCAGCGAGGAGGAGGACGAGCGAGGCCUCGCGGCGGAGGCCGCCUGCGGGCGGGGCUGGGCGCCAGGGGGCCGCGACGACGCGGGCGCAGAAAGGGACGCUGCGGCGCUGCGCGGCGGCCGGCCUCCCGCCCGCAGGCGGGAUAGCGACAGCUCGAGCAGCGAAGAAGAGAACGCGCUGGAGGGCGAGGACCUCUCCGCGAGCGCCUCCUUCCAAGACUUCCUCCCUUUCUCGUCCUCCAACGAGUUCUCGCCCUGCUCCUCCUCCUUCGCGCGCGGCGCGCCCGCGGAGCCAGGCGAAGGGCUGGAGGUCGACGACGCAGGAAAGAUCGGCGCCGCCGCGCAGCGCUACGUGCGGCUGUCCUCUGCCUCCCCGUCGCUCUCUUCGCCCUCAGAUGGAGGAGACGCCUCUGAGAGCGAAGAUCUGAUUUUUGUGGAGGCGCUGCGCGAGCGCCGCGAACACUGCGCGCCAGAGACUGUGCGCGUGAAGCGCGAGGGCGCCAACUGCACGCUGGGCGCGCGCGAGAGAGACGAACCGAGCCAGGAGGGCGACGCGAGGAGGCGGCCCGCGCGCGCGAGGCCGGCGGCGCGGGGGGAAGCGAGCCAGGCGAAAUCGGGGGGGGCGGACGCAGUCUCUGUGGCCUCGUGGAGAGCCUCGCUGAUGGAGGGCGCCGUGUGGGGUCACCGCCUCGACCAACUGCAGAGAAGGAAAUUCCUCAAUUCGUCGAAACUUUUGAAGGACAACAGCGGCGCCACGCGCGCCCCAAACGCCACGUAA